This is a messenger RNA of Xylona heveae TC161, 2403 nucleotides long. Its product is annotated as DUF1941-domain-containing protein. The coding region runs from base 1 to 2403 and encodes 800 amino acids. Lineage: Eukaryota; Fungi; Ascomycota; Xylonomycetes; Xylonales; Xylonaceae. The record is from RefSeq and is a predicted model, not a curated record. The transcript is spliced from 3 exons.
AUGGAAACAGGAAAUGAGGAAACAAAUCCAGGAGGGGAAGCUUCUCAAGAAACGACCAAUGUGGUGGAAUGGUCCCUCAACCUUCUGCAAUCACCUGACGAUACCUCACAAUUCGUCGGGCUAGCAAUGCUGAAACCUAUCCUAGGAAGACGGGAGCAUUUCCAGGAUGAUCCGACUCUGAUUUCAAGAUGCUGGGACUCGAUUUCUCCCAAAUUUCUCGAUCGUCUGCUUCGAUCAGACAAGAGCAUGGGAAAGAGCCGGGACGAAGCAAGCAAUAUGGUCUCGUUGGGAGUCAGCAUCAUACAUUCUUUUAUGCUCCUACUACCUCCCGAAGCCAAAGAAAAGAAAAAGAUGCUUGGACGGACAAGAAGACUAGUGGCAGCACUCACAAGAAGUUCGCCCGAGACAACAACACAGAUCCUUCAAGUACUGCUUGCGUUCUCCAGCACCACUGCUGGAGCCAGCACGCUUUUCCAUGUAGAUGAUCUCUCACCUCUACUAGAGAUUACUCCACAGGACCGCCUGGCAUUGGACGUAAUCCAGUAUGCUCUCGUGAACGGCAUCACAUCCGAUGAUGCCAGCGAGACCGAGAAGCAGAGAUUCGAAGCUAUAAUAUCAAGUCUCGUGCUCUCGUUUCGUGACGCUCCUGCAGACUUAUUACUCGAAACCCUCGCAGAUCUCUUUAUGCGAUUACCAGAAGAUAUCCUCUCUCCAUCUCCCAAAUGGAUACCGUCCCUCGUAAACCUGAUUCAACAAGCCCUCUUCAAGCGACCUACAGCCAGCGCCCGCAAAUCCAUUACCUUUCUAUGCGGGACGCUCAUCAACGAUCGUCAAUUUGCCAGUACUCUUUUCCGCGAUCAGCAGUCCCUUCCCGGCUUCCCCACUCAAAGCGAAAAGCAACGCGGCAAGCAAAAGGAAUCCGCUGCGUCUCUCCCCAGCGAAACCAAACCCUUUUCCUCUCUAUUUAUUAACCUUCUCCUCAUCGACAUCCGCGCGACUAUUCCCUCGCUGAUGGAGAAUCUCGCAUCGCCUACAUAUCCCGAGACCGCGACACGACUAGGCUUCGCAUAUCAGAUUGUAUUCACAUUUAUAAGCCAGCUCAUUUCCGCAUUCGACCACCUUGACGAUGAAGCUGAUGCCGACAUCGACACCGACCCUGACCCUGCCUCUCGCUCAUCCCUGCCAACCAUGCCUCUCCUUCUCGCACCAGACCUCCUGCUCAAACUCCGCCGUGACAUUGCAGAAACCAUAUCCCUCACAAUCGAGUACCUCCGGGACCGAUGGGACGCGGCCGUUGGCGGAGCUGCAGGACUACAUCCAGACGCACGACCACGGCCUCCUGCUGCUGCUGCUUCCUCACAAUUUACUUCAGGUGCUUCCGCCCCAUCCGGAACGACCGACAACAACACUACUUCUUCCGAACCCUCCGCCCCGCUCAGUCUCCCGUGGGACACCGCCUCUGCGCCAAUUACGCACGACAGUCUACUUCUCAGCGCACUUGGUCCGCUUGGGCUCUGGCUGCGCGAAGACGACGACAACACGGCGCUGCGCAACGAGGCUGUCGGCAUCACGGACGUGCUGGUGGGCAUGUAUCCCUCUGCGCCCACGACGGCGCGGUUGUCCAUUCUGUACGCGCUACAGGGCAUCGUCGAUGCGGGGGCUGGGUCCUCCUCCUCGGCUGGCGUCACUGAUACUGGUGCUGGUGCUCGUACCCGCAAUCAUGACGACGAUGAUGACGAUGAUGACGAAGAUGAUAGAAAAGCGCCCCGUUCAUCUGGAAUCGACACGUUCAUGACCGAGAAUGGCUGGAAAAUACUCGCGUCUGAUUUGUUGGAUCUACUUGGCGGCGGCAGCGGCAGCGGCAGCCAAACCGUCGGAGGUGGGACCGGAGACAAACCCAACGAGAUCACGGGCGAUCAGAACACGAUAGAUCAUCUCCUCGCUACGGAAAUCAUCCGUGUCCUUUUACAAAUCACCGAGUCACGGCCCGGUACAGGCGCCAUGCCUUUGUCCGAGACGUGGAUGCCGCUUUUACACAGAGGAGCUGGACUGGCUGAUUUGCAGGCUGUCGGUGGGGGAGAGGAAGGGGAGGGAACCAGGAGCGAGGCAGUCCCAAUUGAAGUGCGUAUUGCGUUGUGGCAGCUUCUUGUGGAACUGCUGCUUCGGUCGCCGGCCAAUGUGCGUCAAAAGUGUAUGGGUGCUGUGCGUAAGAUCCAGAGCUGUGCAAAGGAAUUGCUGGAUGUGAGUUCGACGUCUCGGCUGGGCGGUAACAGAAAAGGAAAUGAUGGUGGGGUCUUGCAAAGGAUAGGACUUGUGACAGACGAUGAUAGGGAUGGGUUGGCGGAGGUUUUGGAGGGGUUGGAGGGAUUGGGAAUAGGGAGUGAAAGCGAAUUGAAUGCUUAG